CCCCCAAAGCCGCAUUUCUCGAAGAACUUACGACGCCCCCCUAGGGUUCGUUAAGUAUCAAUAAUGAAAAAUAAAAACGGCGAAGAGGACAAGAGGCAGACGCCACACAGAUCCCAAACGCCACGCCGUCGCAGACGCAGUUAAGAAAACACGUGGCUCGCAUCCCGAGCCAGCGAGGGCGACAUAGCACAGGAUUGUGUGAUUCAAAAUAACAUAUUCAGACAUCAUUCCUAACGGGAGUACUGCGGAGACUGCGGUAAGAGACGUAUGUACGCUUGGAGGACCACAUCAAAAGUACUCCCCCACCCCACCCCUGCAUGCACAACUGUUGAGUACACCCCCCCUCUUGCAGGUAGGGUUCGCAUGAAUGAACAACAACGGCGAGGAAGACAAGAGGCAGAGGCUACGGAUCCCAAACGCCGUCGCAAAUGCUAAGGAAAUACACGACUCUCAUCCCGCGCCAGCGAGAGCGACAAACCUAUCACAGCAUUGUGUAAUUCAAAUGAAACUUCAAGGGGAGUCAAAAGUUUCUCUGCCUCCUCCUGCAACGCUUCGUGCAGUUGUGGACGUAAUAAGGACCCGGGCCACGCGUUGCACGACGAAGCAGCGGAGAUCCGGGCGACUGGACCUGGAGGUUAACGACCGGAAGCGAAUUUGAUUCAGGUGUCAGGCAAAGGCGGGUAGUGGAAAACGACGGAGCGAUCUACGCAAGUCUGUAGAACUGAAGGGGGGCUAGGUAAUCUUGGAAAAAAAAAAUCCCGAGGGCGAACAGGCACCCUGUACUGGGGGAGAGAGUGUGAGGGGCACCGCGUGCAAGACAAAAAGUCCGGAAAAACACACGCAACCACCCAACGUCAUCGCAGGCAGAGGGAGGAAAGGGGCGCGUUUUAAAGAGGGUUCGAAACAUAUACCAGGCCGAAACACACCUUGCCACACGGCUUAGAGUUCCACCGAGGAUUCGGACUCCGCGUCGUCACGAUUACCAUUCCCUGUUCUGGCCCGGAGAUGAAGAACCAUCCCCGUCUCCGUCUUUCUCGGUCCCUCCACCCCAGUCUUCACCCCCGCUUCCGUCCCCGUUCUCCUGGGACCUUCCGCUCCCGUUUUCCUGGGACCCUCUGCCCCCGUUCUCCUGGGACCCUCCGCCCCCGUUUUUCCUGGGACCCUCCCUCUGCGCCCGUUCCCCUCGGGCCCUCCGCCCUCUCCCUUGGCCUCGAAUAGGUAUGGCUUGAGGUAGCGCCUCGCAUCCUCCGCACUUCGAAUGCUGUCGGGCUCGGGGAUGUCGCCGAGGUAUUCCUCACCGAAUUCCACGAACUUGCCCCAGAAGCCGAGAUAAGAAAAAACGAUUAUACCGCCAGUUUAUGAACGUGCGGGAGGUCCAUCACUCAGAAACCUCCCGUCAACCAAAUGCGUCUCGACUCAUGCCUAGGAGCGGUUACAGGGCCCCCUGAACCUGCGGCGACAUAAUGAACACUUGAGCGGGAGACAAGCCACAGAGAAAGCAACUAACGGUAAAAACUUUGGGGCAGACCUUGCAGGACCGCUUUUGUGCCAGACAAAUAAACUUACGAACGCCGCGGGAGACAGGGAUGGGUUGAAGAAUACGCCAGUGUCACAGAGUUACAGUCAGCUCAUCGAAACAAUAGCAACAUACGUUUUGCGGAUGACAUGGUACUUGUCGCCGCCUUUGUGCUUUCCACCAAAGGCCUUCUCCAGGAAUUCUUUGACCACGGGGAAGGUGCGGUACUUGUCGGGGUCGCUCUUGUUUGACGUUUUAUUCCCUGGCGUUAGCCUCCUCGCGUUGAUUACAUCCCUCGAGACGUGCAGCUCCAUCUCCUGCAGAGCUACCUCCAUAGUCGGCUGCAGAAUCUUCAAAAGACGAUCAGUCCAUGUCGCCGCAUUGGGGGGGGAGAGGGGGGGGUCGUGGUGCUUAGCGGGAAAUACGCUAGAUUGUUGGAUGCACCAGAGUAAAUUUAGGAGUUGGUGAGCUGGAAACGCGCAGGGAUACAAAAAGGGGCGGAGCGAACAUGGACAGCAGCAGUUAUCACGACGUGAUGGCACACGCGGGUAUUAGACCAAAUGCGCCAAAUACCACGGGAGCUAGCUUAAGGGUCAGAGAAUUGGUACAAUAGCGCGAAAGGGCGGAGAGCAAAACGGUUCAAUAUACUAAUGGAAUGGUGAUGCACAUCGUAUGCAGCUUCGCAAUGACGCUUUGGAUUGCUGCACUCUAGGCCCGCUCGAUAAGCGCUUCCGAUAAGGACACAGUCACAACCCAACAGAGGUCGCGUGCAUCAACAUUAGUCUUCAUCGGUCUACACAUACAUUGCAAGAAAUAGUUGCAUGCGCUCGACAGCAGGUGCAGCGUAAGACCUUUUGUCCUUUCGCUUCGGGCGUUAGGGGGGCACGAGAUCAAGUUACAACCCCUCAUUGGUGACGUAAGAGUCUGGUCCGGCGAGUCGGGCGUGAUCCGUUGAAACGUUGUAGGGAUGCGAGGUCAACUACGGCAUGCACGGCUAUGAGCCCCCCCUGUAUAUUCAGAAGAUGGGGCACCGUGGUUUCAAAAACCCUCUCGUUCAUAAUCCUACUGCCAUAAGUCUGAGAAGCGCGGCAGGCAAUACCUGGUUCCAAGGUGCGGAGCGAGGGCAACUGUACACCUCGUAGAAGGACAUCGUCUUCAUGGUGUCGUCCUUCGCUACGGGAACGCCGUGUUUUGCGGGGCCUAGGCCCUUUGAGAACAUGGCGGUCCCGAGGCCGCGCAUGGCGGCCUCCGGCUGUAGAGAUAGAGUAGGCGGAGGACGGGAACUCAACAGGUGGUGAGAGGCAACUCAUUCGGAGGUGGCGAAAGGGGGUAGGUGGGGGUGGUCCACGGUAAGGUCCAAGCCGUGUGUAGGAUACGCCGUAAUCGCCCGAGUGGUGCACACGGCUAGGAGUUGCUUGUUGGGUUUCAGAUGACCUCCGUGCUGUACACAAUACCGAAGGGCAGGCGGGCGAGUCGUUUUGUCUGUUACAUUACCCACGAUGGAACUGCCAUGAUGGGAACCGGGAAGAGGAGAAAAUGCAACAGACGCAGUGGAAAACGAGCGAGCGAUACAGAGGGAAACGAUAUCCUUGGUCCAAUCCGGUCAAAAUAAUAACCCCAAAAGUACGAAAGUAAUCAAGAGAGCAUUGCGGGCUUAACGAACGUUGGGUGACGUGUUUUUGCCGAUUUUCUGUUAUGCGCACAUGUGCGGGGCUUACCGCAGCCUUGGAGCCCCGAAAUUGGUUCAGUUCCGGAAAUAGAAUCAGCAAAGUGAUGCCGGGCGUGACCUGAUGCCCCAAGACCGAAG
This is a messenger RNA of Ectocarpus sp. CCAP 1310/34, 3323 nucleotides long. The record is from the annotation of a GenBank genome assembly. NCBI's taxonomy places the organism in Eukaryota, Phaeophyceae, Ectocarpales, Ectocarpaceae.